This is a messenger RNA of Girardinichthys multiradiatus, 1602 nucleotides long. Its product is annotated as histone H1-like. Gene Ontology annotation, cellular component: nucleosome. Bases 415 to 1014 code for a protein of 199 amino acids. Gene Ontology annotation, molecular function: structural constituent of chromatin; DNA binding. Gene Ontology annotation, biological process: nucleosome assembly. Lineage: Eukaryota; Metazoa; Chordata; Actinopteri; Cyprinodontiformes; Goodeidae. The transcript has a single exon. The record is from RefSeq and is a predicted model, not a curated record.
CAAAAGUCUCACCUAAAAGAAACCAAACGAUUUAAUUUACUACAAGACAGAUUAAGUUAUAUUCGGAGGCGAAAUUACAGGAAAACUCGCUGCAAGCAGCGCAAACAGAGCGAGAAUCGGACAGGAUUAAAGGCUCUUGAAACGAAGCAAACACUUCAUGGAGGUCAAACAUGAGCUCAUUGCUGAGGAGGGAGACUUUUCUAUCUCCUUUUGUAACAUCUGCUUUAGAAAAGGUUUGUUUUCUGAGAAAUCUGUGGCGAAAACGUGGCGGAGAAAACACAAAGUUUCGCAGCUUUUCUAAGCGGCAGCGGAGGAGCAGGCUGGGUUGUUUCUUCACGGUUCUCAUGUGUGUUAUAAGUCCCGCCUCCCGCUCUGAGCUCCUCACGUUCAGAGAAACAACACAGUCCGAGAAACAUGGCAGAAGAAGCUCCAGCAGCUGCACCGGUUAAGGCUCCGGCCAAAGCCCCGAAGAAGAAGUCCGCUCCCCGGGCCAAGAAGGACGGGCCCAGCCUCCCGAAACUCCUCGUGGCCGCUGUGGCCGAGUCCAAGGAGCGCAAGGGGGUGUCCCUGGCGGCUCUUAAGAAGGUGCUGGCCGGGAAAGGAGUGGAUGUGAGCAAGGCGAACAAGCGCAUCAACACCGCCAUCACCACGCUCGUCACUAAAGGGACGCUGAGCCAGACUAAAGGGACGGGGGCUUCCGGCUCCUUCAAGCUCGCCAAGGAGCCUAAAGCCGCUAAACCAGCCAAGAAGGUGGUGAAGAAGAAGGCUCCCGUUAAAGCGAAGAAGCCCGCUGCCAAGAAGACCACCGCGGCCAAGAAACCCGCCGCUAAGAAGCCAGCAGCCAAAAAGACCCCGAAGAAGGCUCCGGCCAAGAAGGCGGUGAAAAAGCCCAGCAAGAGUCCCAAGAAGCCCGCCGCUAAGAAGCCAAAGGCCGCCAAGAAGCCCGCAGCCAAGAAAACUCCAGUGAAGAAACCUGCAGCCAAGAAGCCCGCAGCAAAGAAGGCCAAGAAGUAAACAGCUGCUACAGCAGCAAAAAAGGCUCUUUUCAGAGCCACCACACUUUCUCCUGUGGAGCACAUCCUGUCAUUAGAGAGACUCAUUCAAUUAAAUACCACUGCAAUAGUUUCAACUAGUUGAGCUGCCUAAAAGCCUCCAACAUCCUUCUACAUUUUACUCUAUAGACCAACAGCAUCAUCUAGAUUCACUUGGAUUUAUUGUCCGGGUCCAUUUCAUCAGUAGUGAUGAGAAUUCUGCUUCUUAUCAGGGAUCCAUAUGAUUUGGCUCAACUCCAUAACAGAUUCUGGUUCCUUUAGCUGGAACUCUUAAUAUUUGACCUGACUUUUGAUAAUACACAUCAAUGCUGACACAGUUUCAUAAAUAUUUUGUGUUUCAUGUGUUGGAAAUGUGUAAACAACGGAAGGACUGAGCCGACUCCCAUAAGUCAUGUAAAUGAACUGGCACAUGGAGCCGGUUCUGCCGCAACAGGCACAUUUCCUCAUUCAGCGGUUUAUUUGACGCAGAUGAGUCCACGCUCCCAAAACAACUUGUGUAAACAUGAUGGCGAAGUGCAAAAACAUUAUUAAAGAAAUCUAUUUACAAUGA